Rhinolophus ferrumequinum (greater horseshoe bat) is the source of this 1128-nucleotide messenger RNA. It is a transcript of the gene RNF133, whose product is annotated as ring finger protein 133. NCBI's taxonomy places the organism in Eukaryota, Metazoa, Chordata, Mammalia, Chiroptera, Rhinolophidae. The record is from RefSeq and is a predicted model, not a curated record. The transcript has a single exon. The coding region runs from base 4 to 1128 and encodes 374 amino acids.
GAGAUGAAUCUCCUCAAGACUGGCACUCAGAGAGCCACGCCGGCAUCCUCCUGGCUCGUGACAUUCAGUGUUCUGUGGCUUGGUAGUCAGAACUGCUGCAGAGCCAGCGCAGUUUGGACUGCGUACAUGAACAUCACCUUUCAUGUGGGGCAUCGCGUGCUGUCAGAGUUGGGGGAAACGGGAGUCUUUGGAAGAAGCUCCACUUUGAAGAGACUGGUGGGGGUGAUUGUGCUGCCAGAGGGAAAAACGCAAAAUGCAUGCAGUCCCAACACCAAUUUCAGCAGGCCACAGAACUCCAAGACGUGGCUGGCGCUUGUGGAGCGGGGCAGCUGUCCCUUCACACAGAAAAUCAAGGUGGCCGUUGAGAAGGGAGCCAGUGGAGUGAUCAUCUAUAACUUCCCGGGGACUGGCAACCAGGUGUUUCCCAUGACUCAUCAGGCGUUUGAAGACACCGUUGUGGUGAUGAUUGGCAACCUGAAAGGCACAGAGAUUCUGCACCUAAUUCAGAAGGGCGUUCACGUGACCGUCAUGGUUGAGGUGGGGAGAAAACACAUCAUCUGGAUGAAUCACUAUUUUGUCUCCUUUGUGAUUGUCACGACCGCUACUUUAGCGUAUUUCGUCUUUUAUCAUAUCCGAAGAGUUUGGGUAGCAAGGAGUCAGAACAGGAGGUGGCAGCGAUUAGCAACCAAUCUGAAGAUGGCAUUUGGCCAGCUCGAGCUCCGGGUCCUGAAAGAGAGGGAUGAGGAAGUAGGUCCACACGGAGAUAGCUGUGUAGUUUGCUUUGAACUCUAUAAGCCUAAUGAUACAGUUCGCGUUCUGACCUGUAAACAUUUCUUCCACAAGAAUUGCAUUGACCCCUGGAUUCUAGCCCAUGGGACAUGCCCCAUGUGCAAAUGUGACAUUCUUAAAGCGUUGGGGAUUCAAGUAGAUGUUGAAGAUGGAAGAGAAUCGUUGCAAGUCCUCAUGUCAGAUGAAUUGCCUGGUAUCGUAUCACCCCGCGAAGAGGAGACAAAUAAUGAACUUCCUGCUGCCAGAAGGUUAGAUAAAGUGACCCAUGUGGAGGAGGCGAGGGAGGAGCACCCCACUUCUCCGAAUGCCAGCCCGUCUAAUGCAGGAGCAGCAGUUUGA